Molecule: messenger RNA, 2358 nt
Organism: Aspergillus costaricaensis CBS 115574
Lineage: Eukaryota; Fungi; Ascomycota; Eurotiomycetes; Eurotiales; Aspergillaceae
Product: fungal specific transcription factor domain-containing protein
Exons: 7
Coding region: 1-2358 (785 amino acids)
Biological process (GO): DNA-templated transcription
Molecular function (GO): zinc ion binding; DNA binding
Source: RefSeq, a predicted model, not a curated record
AUGGCUAGGGGCACAGGGUGGAUUUCCGACCUAUUCUUUCUUACGUUCCGACUAUGCCUGCCACAUCCAGAAGUCAACGGUCCCUUCGGAAGCAUGUUACCACGGCCUGCAUCCCCUGUCGUGAAGGGAAAGUCAAGAAACUGCGCCAUUCGAGGCAAAACCUGUCGCUACCGACAAAGCGAUGACAAACGGAAAGUCCCCGUGCGACCGGCCGUGGCCGUGCUGGCACGCCGGGUGGACAGCCUCGUCCACUAUAUCAAAGAGCGUGGCCUACAAGUUCCGCCCAUCGACGAGGAGGACCAUCGUAUCUUGAAAAAUGUUCUGGAUGCUUUGGAGCUGGGAUGCGAAGACCUUCUCGCGUUUCCAAACCACACCAGCCCCCGGAGAGGGCAAAACAAUAGUGUCAAUGUUAACAUCGGGCCCACUACGCCCGCGUCCAUCAACAGCGGCGCUCCUCCCACUCAGAUGGACGAGACCCAUAGCGUAGGGCCAUCCCACAAACCGACUGUUCCUCUGGAUGCUCUUGAUCCCUUGUGCGACAAUGAACGGACGAUGUGGAAGGGCUCCACUAUGCAGGGAGGACCGAAGGAGGACGAAGUGGAAGAAGAUGGGGACAGUGACGACGAAGUCACAGACCAGCUCUCCUGUCGACUAGGGAGAUUGCAAGUUACCCACGAUGGUCAACUUCGAUACUUUGGUUCCACAUCCAACUUAACGCUCCUGGAUGCACUCGUUGAUGUCACUCCGCCUAUCGCCAUUCCUCGGGAUGCGCCCGAGUUGCUAGACAAUGCCAAGCUUAAUCAAAACGUCGACGAAGCAUUCGAAAAGCACCUCAUUGAGCUCUUCUUUGCUUGGCAGGAUCCCAGCCUGCAUGUAAUUGAUGCCGAUAGCUUCUGGCGGUCUCGAACACAAAGCCGUGAGGAAGGGCUUGUCACGCCAUAUUAUUCCCGAGCCCUGUCGGACGCCAUGUGUGCCCUGGGAGCCGCCUAUGAGCCCAAAUAUCAUCCCGACUUUGUCACCUUUCCCCGUUCACUGGCGGAAUACUUUGGCGACCGGGCCAAGCUGCUAGUAGAACUUGAACUGGAUAAUCCGUCAAUUGCAACCAUACAGGCCCUGGUUAUUCUCAGUAACCAUGAGGCAUCCUGUACCCGGGAUACUCGAGGAUGGCUAUACAGUGGGAUGGCCAUGCGUCUCACACUGGAUUUGGGGCUUCAUCUGGAGAUGGGCCCGUAUGUGGAAAAGGGAAUCAUUCCUCGUCAAGACGCCGAGGUGCGCCGCAUGGUAUUCUGGGGGGUCUAUUUGAAUGAGCAGUUCUGGGGGUUUUAUCUAGGCCGCUCCGCCCAAUGCCGGAUGGAUGCCGUCACGGUGCGGGAGCCCAUGUCUCCGAGCCCGUUUCCUACCUCGACCUGGAAGCCAUAUCCCGAUCAACUCGGGAGUAGUUCUCCUCCAACCCCCUUUAACCCACUGUGCCAGGAAUGGGUCUCACUCUAUGAAAUCAUGCUCCCGCUCACCGACGUCUUAUACGGCUGUUCAGAGAUCUCUACUCACGCCCUGCAGGAGCUGGCUUCGACAACCGUUAAGAAGUUGCGAAUGUGGCAGGUUAACCUCCCAAAAGAGCUGAAGGUCAAUGAAGGGACUCAUACUGGUUUCCGAUCGCCAUUGCCUCAUGUUCUCACCCUCCAUAUGCAAUACUACCAGUUCAUGAUCCAUUGCCACAAGCCCUACAUCUCGCGACGUCAUAUACAGCCCCAGCCUCCUCAAGGUCCGGGCUCAGGCCAUGCUCGAAAAAUGUGCAUCGAAUCUGCAGUGGCCAUCGUUCAACUGCUCGGCCUCUAUGAGCAGACCUACGGAUUUGACAAGACCAGUAUCCAGAUGGUUUCAUUUGUAUUUUCAGCUGCACUAAUAUUGAUCUUCAACACUGUUCCCGCUAGAACCACGUCUCGAGAUCAACUCCUGGUGAACCAUCUCAAUACUUGCUUUCGGGCCCUUGACCGCAUGGCUAGCUGCUUCGAGAAUGCCCGACGCACCAGCGUUUUCCUGGGCACUUUGCGCCAACAAUGGCAGAUACGCCGGCAGAGACGCCGAGCUCUCGGGGGCAAGUUGAACCUUACGUAUGGCCGUGCGCAGGGCCUUUCGGAAUCGUCGGGGUGGAACCGGGAAGAUACUGAAGGGCCCCCAAACAUGCCGUGUAAGCCUGUGCUCACAGAGAGUUCUUCUACGGGACUAGAUACUGAACUUAGUGACCUCGUGCCAUACUACUCUGUGAUUACUGAUGCAUCCAUAUCCACAGUCGAUUUCAUGGCACCCAAUCUUUGUAACAUCCUGCUCAGUGAAGGGAUCCCUCGCGCAUUCGUUUGA